Molecule: messenger RNA, 2007 nt
Organism: Brassica napus (rape)
Lineage: Eukaryota; Viridiplantae; Streptophyta; Magnoliopsida; Brassicales; Brassicaceae
Product: kunitz trypsin inhibitor 4-like
Exons: 1
Coding region: 1277-1894 (205 amino acids)
Molecular function (GO): endopeptidase inhibitor activity
Source: RefSeq, a predicted model, not a curated record
CUUCUGAUCCGCGCGUCCGUACGGGUGUUUGUUCUUAAUAAUUAUACGUUUAUACCUUUUGAAAAUGCGAUAAGUUUAAUUGUUUAUACUUUCUGAUUUGACAUUGGUGUGUGUUGUGAAAUGCCAUUAGCUUUCAUUUAUAAACUAUGAGAUUGUGUUUUUCUUUGUUGUACUUCAAUAGAAAAAAAUAACAAAAAAUUUUGUUAGUUGUGAUUUAAAUGCAAAAUCAAGCGAAUAUAUGUAUUAAAAUUUUUAAAUAUAUAUUCUUUUUUUAUUAUAUCAUAGUUAAACCAGAAUAUACGUUUUUUAUUUUAAAGAAUACUUGUUAUCCACGCACGCAAAAACAGAAAAUGAUAUAUUUUUUUUGAUACCAGACUGCGUAGAAAUAGGAUAGAAAGUUUAGAUGUUGUUUAGUUUUCUUAUAAGCGAAUAUUUAGUUAAGAUUUUCGGUACUUAGUUGUUAAUGCGUGGUUCAAGGAAUCGUUUUUGGAAUGGUCUUGAGUUUUGGAAGGGAUAAUGUAUAAUUAGUAUCGAUUUUGUACUCAGAUAAAAUCUAAUCUAAUGUUUAAUAAUACUAACGUAAUCAUAAAUCGGUUAAACUCUUUUCAUCGCCAAACCAAACACUGAUUAGAUUAAUAUAGUCAAUGUUUGUCUGAAUACAAAACAAAGAUAUACAACAUGUUAAUUUUACUAUGCUAUCCGUACAUAAUAAUAAUGAGGUUACUUUGCUUAAGAAAGCUUUGAUGUGAAUAUUCUCGUCUAUCAUUGUUUUUCAUUCAAGAACAUAUUUUUUUAAGUUUUGGUUUAACACAUAUUUUUCACGGUAUAAAACUAUGAUUGAUCGUUUGGUUCAAAAACAUAUUUAGCACGGUUUGGUUUUUAGAAUAAUGUAAAUAUUGAUAUGAAUUGGGCAAUGUAAGUGUAAUAAGCCCAAAAUAAUAUUCGUCGAAUAUUGUGUGUAACAAACGGAUAGGAACGGCAUAAGUAUAAGAAAUUAAUGGGUUAGAGAAAGUGUUAAACUAAUGUGUUUUGAUCAGUGGCAUAAGUUAUUAAUUAUUGAGAAAAAUUCUGAGUUUUUUUAUUUUUGUACUCUUGUUUUAAUAGAUUAAGAUUAAAGAAGCGUAGAAGGAAAGCAAAAGAUAGGCAUCUUUUCAAAUGUCAAUGUACUUGCUUGAUUAUAAAGUUUAUAAUUCAAAAUCUAUACGUAGCUAUAUGUGCAUGUAUACACAUCCGUGUAUAAAUACGGAUCACAUGAACUCGCAUAAACUCAAAAGGGAUGAACCCUAAAUUUUACGUCCUUCUUGUGUUAGCCGCUGUUUUGGCCACGACCGCAAACGCUGGCGGACCAGUUCUCGACACUGAUGGUGAUUUCAUACUCGACGGCGGCAGUUACUACGUUCUCCCCAUCUUCUCCGGUGGCGGUUUAACUCUCACCCCCCGUGGUGGCAACCAAUGUCCCCUCUAUCUCGGACAGGAAUAUUCAGAUGUCAAUAGGGGUAUUCCCGUAAGAUUUUCAAACUGUAGGUCUAAAUUUGGGUUCGUUCUCGAGUCAGUUAACCUCAACAUCGAGAUGGAUGUCAAAGCUACGAUCUGUGUUCAGUCAACUUAUUGGUGGGUCGCUGAGUCCGACAUAGCCAUCAAGAAGUUCUUUGUAGUGGCUGGUCCUAAGCCAGAACCUGGAGAAGAAUCGUUGAAGAGCUUCUUUCAGAUCAAGAAAACUAAAUAUUUUCAUAACGGCUACACAAUUGCGUUUUGUCCUAACGAUAAUGAUUGCAUAGAUGUCGGGAUAUUUAUUGACGAAUAUGGCGUUUGGCGUGUGGCUUUAAGCCCUACGCCAUUCCCGGUUAUGUUCGUGAAAGCUACUGGAACAGAGACUUCGUCCAAGACUAUGUAGAUUCGUAAUUUCAAAAUUAAGUAGAUAUAUUUGCGUUCACAUUUUUGUUUUGUUCAUCAAUCAUCAUAUAUGGAAUAAAACAUUGUUCAUCUGUUUCGUUUUUCUCUGUUCUC